CUCUCUUCUCGAUGUGGUCAAACACCUCCACCGCGCUCGGCUUCUCCUGGCUGCCCGUCGGCGAGUGCACGCGCGGGGAGCACCACUCGCAGUCCUCUCUCGACGCGCUCGUGGGGUUCGGACUCGUCGGCGCCGCGAGUGCCGGCAUCUGCAUCACGCUCAAUGUGCAAAAACUGGUGCACAACCGCAACUACGACCCGGUCACGGGGCGUCAGAGCAUCCACUUCACCCGAAUCCCGCUCUGGUGGGCGGCCGUCAUCGCCAACGGUCUCUCGGAGCUCGUCAACCUGGCCGCGCUCGGCUUCGCGCCCGCGACGCUGGUUGCGCCGCUCGGCUGCCUCUCCGUCGUCUUCAACGCCUUCACCGCCGUCUUUUGGCUGCGCGAGCCCUUCUUCAAGCGCGACCUCCUCGGGCUGGCACUGAUCAGCGCAGGCGUCAGCUGCAUCGUGAUGGGGCAGGUGGGCUCGCCGGCGCCUCCGAUCACGGUGCCGUACCUGCGCGAGGUCGUCGCCUCGUCCUCCUUCUACCUCUACCUCGCCUCCCUCGCCGCCUUUCUCGCGCUGCUCGUGCUGUGGGCGCAGCCGCGCUUCGCUCGCCGCUUCGCUUGGGUGUACCUCGCCGAGAGCGCCGUGUUUGGGUCGGCGACGACCGCCGCCGCGCGCGCGUUUGCCUCCCUCUGCGGGCCUCCGCUGACCGGCGACUGGGCCAACGCGACCAGCCGCGAGGGGUGGCCGUUCUUUUGGGGGUCGCUGCUGCUGCUAUUGCUGACCGCGGUCGGGUCGCUGCUCACCCAGAACCAGGCGAUGGUGCGUUUCUCCAACUCGGAGGUGGUGCCGCUCUACUUUUGCUUCUUCUCGGUGGGCGGCGUGUACGGUGCGGCGCUGGCGUACGACGAGCUCUGCUGGCCGGGCGUGCUGCUGCUGCUGCCAGGGCUCGCGCUCUGCAUCGGCGGUGUCUUUUGCAUCUCGUACCGGCGCGAGGCGCGGGUGGCGCGGCUGCGUGCUGCGGCGGGGGCGAGGGAGGAGGUGCGGCCCCUCGCCCGCUCGUGCAUCUCGGCGACGCACAGCGCCUCGUCGCUGAGCAUCGGCAGCGUGCCCAGCGUCGUGAGCAGCCUCUCGCUGCCGCCCGGAGCCGCGGCCGCUGCUACGGGGGGCAACAACGGCGGCUCGGGCACCGGCGCGGCCUUGCUCGCCGACAGCGCGCCGGACGAGGGCGGUGCAAGCAGUCGCGCAUGACCAUGAGUCGAGGCGUGUAGACGUACAGUAGUGUUGAGAGGUUAUUCCCACUUGCAGUCUAAGCAGCCUGUGAAGUCUUCAGACUGGGUCAGACUGGGUCAGACUGCAUCAGACUGCUUCAGACUGCUCAGACUGGGGGAGCACAGUCUGACACAGUCCGCCGCGGUCUGACGCAGUCUGGCGCAGUCUGACACAUGUUCAGACUGCGCCAGACAGCAGACCCUGCGCUCUAGACUGCGCCAGACUGGAGGACAUGAAACUGCGCUCCGACCGACCCACACUCUCGUGCUCCCCCACCCCGGUCCCUCGCCAGACUGCGCUAGACUGCGUCAGACUCUGCUAGACUGCGUCAGACUGCGUCAGACUGCUUCAGACUGCUUCAGACUGCUUCAGACUGCCUAGACUGUGAAUAGACUGCGCAGUAUAUGUGAACUCUCACAGGCCAGCGCACAGCGCCAUAGGAGGUAUUUUCUUCUCAAUAACAAGGCUGUGAAU
This is a messenger RNA of Emiliania huxleyi CCMP1516, 1730 nucleotides long. RefSeq lists its product as hypothetical. Gene Ontology annotation, molecular function: magnesium ion transmembrane transporter activity. Lineage: Eukaryota; Haptophyta; Isochrysidales; Noelaerhabdaceae. Bases 12 to 1235 code for a protein of 407 amino acids. The transcript is spliced from 7 exons. Gene Ontology annotation, biological process: magnesium ion transport. The record is from RefSeq and is a predicted model, not a curated record. Gene Ontology annotation, cellular component: membrane.